AUGGAGGAUUACCGGCGUCGGCAACAGGGAGACGUUAGCAACGGCCCAAAACCUAGAAAGCCUGUGCUCGAGCUCUUGUGGUUCUUUGCUAUAGCUGCCUGCAUCAAGUUCCUUCUGAUUCCAUCUUACCGCAGCACAGACUUUGAGGUCCAUCGCCAUUGGCUCGCUUUGACCCACUCUCUCCCUCUUUCUCAAUGGUACUUCGACGAGACCAGUCAAUGGACUCUUGAUUACCCUCCAUUUUUUGCAUAUUUCGAACGCUUCCUUUCGAUUUUCGCUAAUAUUGUCGAUCCCCAAAUUGUGGAUCUUCAAAAGGGUUUAGAUUAUAGCAGCAAUACUGUCAUAUACUUCCAAAGAAUUACAGUUAUUGUCUCCGAUCUGUGUCUUGUUUAUGGGAUUUUUAGAUUGACGAGGAGUUUGGAUCCAAUUAAGCGGAAAUUAGUCUGGGUUUUGGUUGUUUGGUCCCCUGCGCUCGUGAUUGUGGAUCAUUUGCAUUUUCAGUAUAAUGGGUUUCUUCUUGGGAUGCUUCUGAUUUCUCUUUCGUAUUUGGAGGAAGGGAGGGAUUUGAUGGGUGGGUUUGCUUUUGCAGUCUUGUUGUGCUUCAAGCAUUUGUUUGCUGUUGCUGCACCUGUUUACUUCGUUUAUUUGUUAAGGCAUUAUUGUCGGGGAGGAUUUGUAAGAGGUUUUGGGCGGCUUACAAUUAUGGGAUCUGUUGUUGUGGCUGUUUUUGCUGCUGCUUAUGGACCGUUUAUCUAUCAUGGUCAGAUACAGCAAGUGAUCCGACGCAUGUUUCCUUUUGGCAGGGGACUUUGCCAUGCUUAUUGGGCCCCAAAUUUCUGGGUUUUUUAUAUUUUACUGGAUAAAGGACUGUCUAUCUUGCUCAGAAAACUUGGAUUUAGUGUCAAGAUACCAACAGCUUCAUUUACUAGUGGUCUAGUUGGUGAUUCAUCUCCGUUUUCUGUCCUACCUCAGAUCACUCCCUUGAUAACCUUUGUUCUGGUGCUGCUAGCUUUGUCUCCUUGCCUAAUCAAAGCUUUCAAAGAUCCCCUACCACGAAUGAUCACUAGAUGGGUGGCCUAUGCUUACACAUGUGGUUUUGUAUUUGGGUGGCAUGUUCAUGAGAAAGCAUCACUUCACUUUGUAAUUCCGCUCGCUGUCGUUGCAGUGAAAAGUUUGGAGGACGCGAGGCAUUUCUUCUUACUAUCAAUAGUGUCGUGCUAUUCUUUGUUCCCGCUUCUUUUCGAAGCACAAGAAUACCCCAUCAAAGUGCUGCUAUUGCUGCUGCACUCUAGUCUGAUGUGGUUAGGCUUUUCUGCACAAUUCGACAAAGGAGAGUCAGUUAAACAAGCCACAUCAAAGACAAAACGACGACACGUACAAACGAAGGUAAGUACGACUUCAACUGGAGAACCAUUCCGUAUUAGAUUCAUCGAGAAGACUUAUCUUUUCGGUCUUUUAGUAGUUGAAAUCUGGGCUCAGUUUUUGCAUCCUUUCAUUCUAGGUAGUAAGUUUCCUUUUGUACCACUGAUGCUCAUAUCUAUAUAUUGCUCACUUGGAGUCAUGUACUCUUGGAUUUGGCAGUUGAGAUGGAUUCUUAGGCCUCCUCCUAAUUGAGUCACUAAAGUUAGUCAUCCAUGUAUGAACUCUACACUGACCAUUGGUAGAAUUUUGACUCUUUUCAUUUCAAGUUCUUACACAAAAAAAGGAGUAAAAAUGCUUUGUUGAUGAA
Molecule: messenger RNA, 1729 nt
Organism: Cucurbita pepo subsp. pepo (vegetable marrow)
Lineage: Eukaryota; Viridiplantae; Streptophyta; Magnoliopsida; Cucurbitales; Cucurbitaceae
Product: ALG6, ALG8 glycosyltransferase family
Biological process (GO): dolichol-linked oligosaccharide biosynthetic process; protein N-linked glycosylation
Cellular component (GO): endoplasmic reticulum membrane
Molecular function (GO): dolichyl pyrophosphate Glc1Man9GlcNAc2 alpha-1,3-glucosyltransferase activity
Source: RefSeq, a predicted model, not a curated record